Messenger RNA from Aplosporella prunicola CBS 121167, 1550 nucleotides. RefSeq lists its product as uncharacterized. NCBI's taxonomy places the organism in Eukaryota, Fungi, Ascomycota, Dothideomycetes, Botryosphaeriales, Aplosporellaceae. Gene Ontology annotation, biological process: D-galactonate catabolic process. The coding region runs from base 229 to 1380 and encodes 383 amino acids. The record is from RefSeq and is a predicted model, not a curated record. The transcript has 4 exons. Gene Ontology annotation, molecular function: galactonate dehydratase activity.
AGCGCAAAGAUCAAGCAGCGAUCCCGGAGCCUUCCCCGCGACGGUGGUGACAGCACAGAAAUCUGGGUCUUCGGGCUUCGGUCAAGAUACGGUUCAUCUCCGUCCGAUGCCGCCCAGGGCCGUGAUGGACUACUUCAGACGCCGAUAGCCGACCUCAUGCGACAUGUCUGUCUGCGAAAAUCCCCCGCGCUGACGCCUUGAUCUGUUGUUUUGCUGGGACGUUGCGUUAUGGCUGUCAUCAAGAGCAUCGAGUAUUUUCGGGUCGUGCCCCGCUGGCUGUUCGUCAAGAUCUGCGAUGAUGCGGGGAACUACGGCUGGGGCGAGGCCACGCUGGAGGGCCAUACGGAGGCCGUCGAGGGCACGUUGAACGAGUUCCGCACCCGUUUUAUAGGCCAGGAAGCGGAUGACAUUGAGCACAUAUGGCAGCUGGCUUGGCGUCUUAGCUUCUACAGAGGCGGUCCCGUCUUCAUGAGCGCUCUUGCGGGCAUCGACAUCGCCCUCUGGGACAUGAAAGCCCGCAAGCUCAAUGUCCCCAUCUACCAGCUACUCGGCGGCAAGGUCCGAAACAAGGUCUCCGUCUACGCCUGGAUUGGCGGCAACAGGCCAGCAGACGUAGAAACGGCAGCCAAGGCGCGUCUGGCGCAAGGCUUUAAGGCCGUGAAGAUGAACGCCACAGAGGACAUGGGCUGGUUGGACGCACCCCGCGUUCUAGAAUCAGCAGUCGAGCGUCUCAAGAAAGUCAAGGCACUGGGCAUGGACGCAGCCAUGGACUUCCACGGCCGCGUACAUAAGCCAAUGGCGAAGCAGCUCGCAAAGGCACUGGAGCCUUACCGCCCCCUGUUCAUCGAAGAGCCGCUCCUAUCGGAGCAUCCCGAAGGCAUCAAGCAGAUCUCGGAGCUGACAACAUGCCCAAUCGCGCUCGGGGAGCGGCUGUACAGCCGUUGGGACGUCAAGCGUUUCCUGCAAGACGCUUCCGUCGACGUCCUGCAGCCCGACGUCUCCCACUGCGGCGGUAUCUCUGAGAUCAGGCGCAUCGCUGCCAUGGCCGAAUCGUACGACGUCGCUAUUGCUCCCCACUGUCCGCUCGGCCCUAUCGCGCUUGCGGCUUGUUUGCAGGUCGGUAUCGCGACCCCUAACCAUGUCAUCCAGGAAAUGUCGCAGGGUAUUCACUAUAAUACGGAAGCGGGCGACUUUGAUAUCCACAGCUAUGUGACGGACGCAAGUGUCUUUACGGUAAAGGACGGAUAUGUCGAUGCGUUGACUGGGCCCGGCUUGGGAAUCGAGGUUAAUGAGGACUUGGUCAGGAAGGUUUCCAUGACGUCGACGCCGUGGCCGAAUGGCGAGUUUUAUGGCCCCGAUGGCGGUAUUCGUGAGUGGUAGACGAUUGCAAGGGUGUCGCUUUCUUGCUUCGAGCCUUGCAAGGCUGAAUUAAGUCGGUGUUGGCCCCGGCUAUUCACCAUUCCCUUUGGCUAUUUUGACCAUACCUUUCUGCCUACCAACUUUGGCAGCAUUAGGCAGAAAAGAAGAAGAGGAUUGGAUACACUGCGGCG